AUGUUCACUUGUUCUUCGACGCGGCGGUUGGCGUUCUCCUUUGCCAAACCCAGCAAUGUUUCUCGUACUUCGAAGGCCACAAUAUCGAGAAAAUAUUCUGUCGACGCACAGAACAAUGAUAUACCAGCAAAACGUCGACCCCGCAUCAUUUUCUCGGGUAUUCAGCCCACAGGCAUCCCUCACUUAGGAAAUUACUUCGGUGCUCUGGCAAACUGGGUGAAGCUCCAACGCGAGGCAGAACCGGAAGAUGAACUGUUGUUCUCGGUGGUCGGGUGGCACGCGCUCACGCUCCCCCAAGACCCGAAAGCUCUCGUCGAGGCUAGGCAGGAUAUGAUGGCUCUCAUGUUGGCGGUUGGGCUGGAUCCGAAAAGGUCCAUACUAUUUCAUCAGGAUCAUAAUCAGAACCAUGUCGAACUCGGAUGGAUAUUCAGCUGCCUCACUCCAGUCGGCAAGCUGAGACGAAUGACAACUUGGAAAAGCAGACUAGCAGUAUCGCGAAAUGCAAACGAUGAAUCCGAAGUCGACGAUUCUUUGUUGAACACCGGAUUGUUCACCUACCCCGUCCUCCAAGCCGCGGAUAUAUUGGCCUACAAAGCGACACAUGUUCCUGUCGGUGACGACCAGCAACAGCACCUCGAGCUAGCCCGCGACAUCGCCGACAUCUUCAACCGGACCUACAAAAAACCGUCGCGCCUAUUUCCCCUACCUCAAUCCAUGUACACCCCCACCCGCCGCGUCCUCUCCCUCAAAGACCCAUCCGCCAAAAUGUCCAAAUCCGCUCAAGACCCUAACUCCCGCAUCCUCCUAACCGACCCUCCCUCCCUCAUCUCAUCCAAAAUUCGCUCUGCAGUCACCGACUCGCUACCCACCAUAACCUACGACCCCCAGACCCGCCCCGGGACCUCCAACCUCCUCAACAUCCUCGCCGCGUGUAUGGACCAAGAUGUUGAAGAUGUGGUGAGGGAGAGGUAUGAGGGUAAGGCGAGGAAUCAUGCGGAUCUGAAGAAGGAGGUGGAGGAGGCUGUUGUGGAGAGGUUUAGAGGGCCGAGGGAGGAAUUUGAGAAGGUUAGAGGGGAGAGGGCGUACCUUGAGGAAGUGGCGAGGAAGGGAGCGGAGAGAGCGAAGGAAAAAUCGGAUGUGGUGUUGACGGAGGUUAGGAGGAGGGUUGGUUUGGCUUGAGGAAGGAGGCUUGAUGUCGGUUUCAUGUUACUUACCUUAUAUUUGGUUCAAUUCAUCACCUUUACUCCCC
This is a messenger RNA of Stereum hirsutum FP-91666 SS1, 1249 nucleotides long. RefSeq names its product tryptophanyl-tRNA synthetase. The record is from RefSeq and is a predicted model, not a curated record. Gene Ontology annotation, cellular component: mitochondrion; mitochondrial matrix. Gene Ontology annotation, molecular function: ATP binding; tryptophan-tRNA ligase activity. Gene Ontology annotation, biological process: mitochondrial tryptophanyl-tRNA aminoacylation. The coding region runs from base 1 to 1179 and encodes 392 amino acids. Lineage: Eukaryota; Fungi; Basidiomycota; Agaricomycetes; Russulales; Stereaceae. The transcript is spliced from 7 exons.